This is a messenger RNA of Saccoglossus kowalevskii, 1615 nucleotides long. RefSeq lists its product as uncharacterized. Gene Ontology annotation, molecular function: DNA-binding transcription factor activity, RNA polymerase II-specific; DNA binding. NCBI's taxonomy places the organism in Eukaryota, Metazoa, Hemichordata, Enteropneusta, Harrimaniidae. Gene Ontology annotation, biological process: regulation of DNA-templated transcription. The record is from RefSeq and is a predicted model, not a curated record.
AUUUUGAAUUGAUCACCCAGUCAACGCGCUAAUGACAAAUUAAAUAGCAUUUAAUUUCACUAAGAUAUACGUAUCGACUCGGAAGGAUUGUACUUUUAGAAUGAAUGAAAUCAACAAAGACUGCCAGGGACGUUUCCACUUUGUACAAAAUUAUUACACACCAGACUGUCGGAAAAACAACUCCAUGGAAAGGCUAGGAGAGGUGUUUACGCACUCAGAAGAAAUGAACGCGAACCUUUCCACCGCGAACAAUCGUAUACCGGUAAAUACUGCGACCCGUGUAUGGACGAACGCAUGUCCCAAACGAGCAAUGGACAACAACACAAACACGUUACAAGAACCGUUACGUAAUCACGUCCAGCCAUCAUCGUCAUUAAGCUACCAGUAUGGAUACGAUGGGUACUGGAAGAAUAACUGUGGAUUUCUUGCUAACUUGCAACACAAUGAAGACAUAAUAUCGUGUGAGCGCCCCCCUUUCGCCGAAAUGACUCAGACAGCGAAUCAAGAAGAUGUAUACAACGAUACCCGAACAGUCAAGUCGGAACCUGACUGCAGUCACAUGAUAGAAACAAUGUAUCAACUGCACCGGUACACUAUAACCAAGAGUGUCACUGAAGGAAUGGAACCGAAACACAGAUCAUACUCCACAUUCACCCCGGCCUGCUCCCCGAUAAAUCAAGUGACCACGAUUGGUCUACACCAACCCGUACAGCUCCGUAAAAGAAAACAAAGAACUGUAUUCAGUGCAUACCAGCUGAAUGUUCUAGAGAGGCAUUUUCAUAACGUCUCAAAAUAUCCCGAUGUUCAUGAUAGAUCAGAGAUUUCCAAGGCAACAAGCCUGGCCAACGACAAGAUCAAGGUUUGGUUUCAGAAUAGACGCUGCAGAUUCAAAAAGAAUGCGAGACCACGUGAUACUGACGUGCGCAACAGACUUGCGCAUCACCGCCAAAUUAACUGUCAAUCUUGUACCAGUAACUUAGAUAUCCAAAACGGGUGCACUAUAAAUGAAACUAGUGAUGUUCGGUUGGAACUUAUUGAACCAGUGGUCUCUAGUAUCCCAGAUAGUUUCGGCUUGUCAGUCGUACCUAGUAAUACAAACGAACUCGGUGAUAAAUACCAAUUACCCACAUUUAAAUACUUCGGAGAGCUCAAGUCACAUGGUAGAAGUAAAUGAAGGCAAUAUAUGUUUACAAUGCGAAUGAAAGCGAGCCGAACUCCGAGUUAGGUCUGAGUAAAAAUAAACUAUUGAAGUAUUACACACUUAGAAUGCCUAUAACAAUACGCACGCAUUUCAAUCAGAGUGCAUUGUCCUGGACUCAACUUUUUGAGCAACAUGAUAAAAGAUGGAGUCGUGACUAGCAGUCUAGGAAGUUGCCUCACCGUACAGUUUUCGCUUGUGCCUGGCAAAACACGAAUACGCUAUACUCAGCAUGACAAGUAACAUAAUGAGUAGUCAACUGAAUCGUAUUUGUCACAUUUGACGAUAUCCCCGAGAUGAACGGAUACCGUGACUCACAGUCACAGCGUGCGAAUUCACAAAAUAUAAUCUUUUCCGGAUAUGUUUCUGCGAACUGCAUUCGAUAAAUGUUUCUUGUAAUAUUUGUUUGUCUCACAC